Molecule: messenger RNA, 1806 nt
Organism: Oppia nitens
Lineage: Eukaryota; Metazoa; Arthropoda; Arachnida; Sarcoptiformes; Oppiidae
Product: cholinesterase 1-like
Exons: 5
Coding region: 1-1803 (600 amino acids)
Biological process (GO): acetylcholine catabolic process; choline metabolic process
Cellular component (GO): plasma membrane
Molecular function (GO): acetylcholinesterase activity
Source: RefSeq, a predicted model, not a curated record
AUGAAUACCCGAGUGAUGACUGACUAUGAGUUUAGACAAUGGAUUGCAUUGAAGGCUAUCAUUGGAAACACAGCGACAAUGUGUCCGACAAUCGGAGGUAUAAUAAUUAAAUGUAUUGUCUGUACAACUAUUGAACCAUUGGUGACCACUAGUUCGGGUACUGUUAGAGGACAGACAUUGCAUUUGCUAAAUAAAAAGAUCGAUCAAUAUCUGAAUAUACCGUUUGCCGAACCACCGGUCGGUAGGUUAAGGUUUGCUAAACCCGUACCAUUGAUAACAUCUAAAAAUGAUAUCAUUGACGGCACAAAACCGGGUAAUAGUUGUAUACAAACACAAGCAGAAAGUAUUUCCAAUUUGUUCAGUGGUUUACAGGAAAGCGAGGACUGUCUGGUACUAAACGUAUGGUCACCACAAACAACUGGUGCCAUCAAUGUUGGCGGUGGUGAUAGUGAUGUUGAUCAGCCAUUAUUAAAGCCAGUAAUGUUUUGGAUUUAUGGCGGUGCUCUCAGUAAGGGUAGCAUAUUUCAAGACAUAUACAAUGCAUCAGCUUUGGCCGCUACUGGUGAUGUAGUGAUAGUUGCGGCCAACUAUCGUGUGGGUGCUCUCGGAUUUCUAUACGGUGCCGAUGAUAGUGCACCGGGAAAUGUAGGUUUUUAUGACCAACUCGUAGCACUUCAAUGGGUCAGAGACAAUAUUCAUGCAUUUGGUGGCGAUAGGGAUCAGAUUACCAUAUUUGGUGUGUCAGCCGGCAGUUGGUCUGUAUCGGCACACUUACUGUCGCCGCUAUCCAUAGGACUGUAUCGCAGAGCUAUCAUGCAAAGCGGUGCCGUUAUGUUUAACAAGGAUCGACCGAUUUUGGAUACUGUCGAUGCUCUAAGCAAAGCCAAACAACUGGCCAACCGUGUCGGUUGCGAUCCCUAUGACUAUUACUGGUUAGACUGUUUGCGUGCAAUCAAUGAUCCGAAACUAUUGAAGGACAUCAAUCCAUACGGUGGCACUUAUGUUGUAACCUAUCCAGUGAUUGGUACAGAAUUUCUACCAGUGCUCACACAAAAAGCAUUUGAACUAAACAAUUAUAAUAAGGAUAUUGAUCUGCUUAUUGGUGCCACCAGUAAUGAGGGCAACGGUUUACUAUUGUUAGUCUAUCCUGAAACUACCGGUGCAAACAUUACUAUUGAAUUGUUUUAUAAAAUACUAGACUAUAUCGACCAAGACAUUCAUAAUGUAGAUAAGCUUAAAAUUGCCGAUUAUUAUCUGGACAAUGUUGACACUACUAACAGUAGCCAAUUAUUGCGUGCAAUGGGCGAUCUGUUUGGCCAUCUAUUACUUUUGUGUCCAACAUAUAAGUUUGCCAAACAAUUUGCCGGACGUACCGCUAGCGGAACAACUAGGGGUGUCGGUGGCGAACAUCAAGUCUACUAUUAUGAGUGGGCGUAUAAAUCCCGCAACAAUAUUAUGCGUGCAUUGGAACAACAACUAGGAUUGCCAGCUGAUCUGAUUCAUCAUGGUGCUGAUAUUGAUUUUAUAUUUGGCAAACCAUUUAUCACCGAUGAUAACGACUACAGUAAACUGGACUAUGAUUUUAGUUUAGAAACAAUGAAAAUGUGGACUAAUUUUGCUAAAUAUGGUAAACCUAACAAUGAAUGGCCUGAAUUUUUGGACAACAAUAAUAAAAUCAAUAAUAAUAAUCAAUUAAAAACAAUUAAAGUUAAAUAUUUGUCUCCAAAUAUCAAACAAAUCAAUAGUAUUUUAGACGAUCCUUAUGUCCGUACGUGCGAUGGUAUAUGGAGUGACUAUUUUUAAUAA